This is a messenger RNA of Drosophila persimilis, 2189 nucleotides long. RefSeq names its product DNA repair protein XRCC1 (gene XRCC1). The record is from RefSeq and is a predicted model, not a curated record. Lineage: Eukaryota; Metazoa; Arthropoda; Insecta; Diptera; Drosophilidae. Gene Ontology annotation, cellular component: nucleus. Gene Ontology annotation, biological process: double-strand break repair via nonhomologous end joining; base-excision repair; single strand break repair. The transcript is spliced from 5 exons. Gene Ontology annotation, molecular function: damaged DNA binding. Bases 162 to 2009 code for a protein of 615 amino acids.
GAGGAGCCAAAAUUGAGCCAAAAAUAAUCCAAGCAAUCGCCGUAGCAGGAAAACAAGACAAGUAUUUAAAACAAACCGGUCAAGUAGAAAAUUGAUUGAUUAAUCGGAUAUAAUCGGGCGUCUCGUUUAGCGCGAAUCGGUCCCAGAAAAAACAUUGCGAAAUGCCGAUCGCGAUUUUGAAAUCCGUGCGAGAAGUCAGCAGCGAGGAUCCGGUGCAUGUGGCCGAGAAUCUGCUGAAGGAAAACGCCGGCAAGAAAUGGAAGACGCAAGCGGUCGGCGAGAAGUCCGCCUAUGUGAUACUGGAGUUUGCCGAUCCGCAGCAGGUCACCGGCAUCGACCUUGGCAAUGAGCACGCCGCCUUCAUUGAGGUACUCGUCAGCCGGACGGGCUGCAAGGCGGACGACUUCAAGGAACUUCUUCUCUCCAGCUCCUUCAUGACACCCAUCGAGAGCAAGAACUCCAGCAACCAAAAUCGUGUUCGCUGUUUCGGCAGCUCAGCCCUUGACUCCACCGCACUGCCCGAGAAAUGGAAGCUUUUGAAAAUCGUCUGCACUCAGCCAUUCAACAAGCACGUGCAGUACGGUCUGUCCUUCGUCAAGGUUCACGUGACGGCCCAAGCGGCUGCUACAAGUACCACAGCAGCUGCGUACAAAGCCAAAUCGCUGUUACCCGAGCGGAUAAUGCAAUUCGGGGCAUUCAAAAUGCGCGAGGAAUCGCCAGACUCCGAUACAGACACACCAUUAAUGCGCUUCAAGCGCUGGAAGGAGUCUCAGGGGUCAGCUGCUCCGGCCAGCACAGCAGCCGCCAUUCGAGACGCCCCUGCAGUGAUGCGACGGCUGAGCAACACAAAACCAUCGAGUCUUUCAGUGUCGCCGGCUCCCUCACCAGCACCAGCGCUAGUGUCGGCUUCAGCUUCACGUUCUGCCUCUCCUACUGGCGAUGGUAAGACGGAUGCAAAGCCUCUGGAUCGGAAUCGGGCUUCACUUUUAUUCGGAGAUGACGACGAUGACGAUAAUGCCGAUGAUAGGAAUCCGAGGAAGCAGCGCUGGAGCAAGCACCUUGAGGCCGACAAGGACAGGCGACGCGUGGAGCAGGAGAAGCAGGAGAAUGAGCGGAAGAAAGACAAAUCCAAGCGUCAUUCCAUAGACAAGGCGCCACCAAAAGUGGACAGCCCCAAGCCCAAGGAUAUUCCCAAGGAGAGAUCAAGGGAGAGCCACAAGCCAAGGGAGAGCGAGAACCCAAGGGAGAGCCACAAGUCCAGGGAUAGGGAUAGCGACAGAUCAAAGGAGAGUCCCAGACCGUCGGCUCAUAAGCGCCACUCAUCGCCCACUCGAGGCGCUGCCACGCCAGCCAAAAAGUUGAAGAUAAAAGAAAGCACCAUCCAGUAUCGACCCUUUAAUCAACUGCUGCGCGGCGUGGUCCUGGUCAUCAGCGGGAUACAGAAUCCCGAUCGCGCGGACCUUCGCUCAAAGGCAACGGCCAUGGGGGCCAGGUACAAGGCAGACUGGGAGUCCGGAUGCACUCAUCUGAUAUGCGCCUUUAAGAACACUCCCAAAUAUAGGGAGGUCAAAGGAAAGGGCAAGAUCGUGACCCGCAGCUGGAUCGAGAAGUGUCAUGCACAUAAGAAGUACUUGCCCUGGCGUCGAUAUGCCUUGGACACAGACGAAGUGGGCCGGCCAGAGAGCGAUGAGGAGCUGCACGACGAAUCACUGAAGCCAAAAGCCCGGCCAGAGCCGCAGCUGUCUGGCGAUGUCGAAAUGUCUGUUCCCGUGGUGGUGGAAAUAGAUGAUGCAGAUCAUAACCAGGAGAAGAAUACCAAUGUCACCCACAAUAUCUCUUCCGGUAUCGACACUGAAGAUGAACUGGAGCGCGUUGCACAUGAAAAUAUCCUAAAAAAGGCCGAGCGAGGCAAGCAGCAGGUUAAACCCAAGUCACGAGAUGUGUACGUUGUUAGCACGGAUGAGGAGGACUAUCUGGAAGAGAAAAAGAAGCAGGUCAAUGCUCUGUAGUCACCUUUUUUUAUUUAAUUUAAUUUUUGUGUAAGCCUAGUUAUUAAGUUUUCCACUGGCUGUUUACCUUGUACGCUUAAAGUACUUAUAUGUUAUGUAUUCGGUAAAGCCCUACACUUUUUUUUGAAUAUACAGUCCAACGCGCUCUGGCAUCGAUAACAUAUUUAUCGGAUAAAAUUA